GACAUACCCUUCUCCGCUUCUCAGCUUGUCCAGUCUCCAGUCUCUCCGUCUCAGCUUGUUGCUGUUGAAUGAUUGCUGUCUGUUCAAGGUUACGUGCUUAACCUUCUUCGCUCAAUCACUCUCUGAUGUAAACACAAUGGGAGAAGCUACCAGAGAUCAGAACCGAGUUAUGGACGCCGUACGAGCUACAGUGUUUAAGAAAUCGGAGAGCCUCGACGGCGAAGGCGGCUGCACCAAAAUUGAGGGCUAUGAUUUCAAUCGCGGCGUUGACUACCCUCAGCUAUUGAACUCACUGCUCUCCACUGGCUUCCAAGCAUCCAACCUUGGCGAAGCCAUCCAAAUUGUUAACGAAAUGCUUGAUUGGAGGCUAUCCCAAGAACCCAUAAUGGAAGAUUGCGAUGAGGAAGAGAAAGACCCUGCUUAUAGAGACUCAGUGACUAGCAAAAUCUUCUUAGGCUUCACGUCCAACCUUGUUUCUUCUGGCGUUCGAGACACAAUUCGCUAUCUUGUUCAGCGUCACAUGGUUGAUGUAGUGGUUACAACGGCUGGUGGUAUUGAGGAGGACCUCAUAAAAUGUCUUGCACCAACUUACAAGGGUGAUUUUUCUUUACCUGGAGCUGUAUUACGCUCAAAGGGAUUGAACCGCAUUGGUAAUUUGUUGGUUCCAAAUGACAAUUACUGCAAAUUUGAAGACUGGAUCAUCCCAAUUUUCGACCAGAUGUAUGAAGAGCAAACCAAACAGAAUGUAUUAUGGACACCAUCUAAAGUUAUUGCUCGCCUAGGGAAAGAAAUUAAUGAUGAAAGCUCGUAUUUAUACUGGGCAUACAAGAACAAAAUUCCUGUCUUCUGUCCUAGUUUAACUGAUGGCUCUCUAGGCGACAUGUUAUACUUCCAUACUUUCAGAAAGGAAGAUCCAAAUAAUCCAGACCACAACCCUGGUCUAAUCAUUGACAUUGUGGGAGAUAUCAGGGCCAUGAAUGGUGAGGCUGUUCAUGCUGGUUCUAGGAAGACUGGAGUGAUUAUCCUUGGCGGAGGGUUGCCUAAACAUCAUAUUUGCAAUGCCAAUAUGAUGCGCAAUGGUGCAGAUUAUGCAGUCUACAUCAACACGGCCCAAGAGUUUGAUGGAAGUGAUUCUGGUGCCCGUCCUGAUGAAGCUGUGUCGUGGGGAAAAAUACGUGGUGGAGCAAAAACAGUGAAGGUACAUUGUGAUGCAACCAUUGCUUUCCCCCUUUUGGUAGCCGAGACAUUCGCAACUAAAGCUAAAAAUUCCACAGUCAAUCAAUAGGUGGCAAUAUAUAUAUUCACAUUAAGGCCUUGUUGUUGCAUAGCAUAGAUUUGAUUCGACAAAACCACUUGUUGCUAAUUUAUUUCCUAAUAUUGUCAUUUCUUGGACUUUGCCGUUGCUAAUUUAUUUUGAGGGAACUAA
Messenger RNA from Ipomoea nil (Japanese morning glory), 1426 nucleotides. Its product is annotated as deoxyhypusine synthase-like. The transcript is spliced from 9 exons. The coding region runs from base 137 to 1285 and encodes 382 amino acids. Gene Ontology annotation, biological process: peptidyl-hypusine biosynthetic process. The record is from RefSeq and is a predicted model, not a curated record. Gene Ontology annotation, molecular function: deoxyhypusine synthase activity. Gene Ontology annotation, cellular component: cytoplasm. Lineage: Eukaryota; Viridiplantae; Streptophyta; Magnoliopsida; Solanales; Convolvulaceae.